Messenger RNA from Elgaria multicarinata webbii, 1434 nucleotides. RefSeq lists its product as uncharacterized. The annotation marks the transcript as partial. The transcript has 3 exons. The record is from RefSeq and is a predicted model, not a curated record. Lineage: Eukaryota; Metazoa; Chordata; Lepidosauria; Squamata; Anguidae.
AUGUUGGAGGAAUCCAUGGGGCUUUCACCAGCCCACCUCUUCCCUUGGACUCUGACCCAACAUCCACCGGCCAGCCCAACUCAGCCCACACCAAGUCAGGCCAGCUGGAGGAUCUUCCAUGUUUGCAUGGUGGCAUACCAGCAAGAACAGAAGGAUGAGAGCCACACCACACUUAAUGCAGCUCCACUAGUAGAGGUGUUCGGAGCGCCGUCCGGUUCAGUUUUAUUGGAUGAGUUUCAGUUAGUGAGGCCCGAGGAUGUGGACAAGGUGCUUGGCCAAGUCCGGUCGACCACCUGUAUGCUUGACCCUUGCCCCUCAUGGCUCAUUACAUCAAAUAAGGAGGGGAUCGCCGGCUGGGUCCAGGAGGUUGUAAAUGCCUCCUUGAGAGAGGGAGUGGUGCCGGCCUCUUUAAAAGAGGCGGUAAUUAGACCACUCCUGAAGAAGCCUAAUCUGGACCCGGAGGAUGUUAACAACUAUAGGCCGGUGGCUAAUAUCCCUUUCCUGGGCAAGGUGCUUGAGCGGGUGGUUGCAGGACAACUCCAGGCACUCUUGAAUGAAACGGAUUAUCUAGAUCCAUUUCAAUCGGGCUUCAGGCCUGGUUUUGGAACGGAAACUGCCUUGGUCGCCCUGUGGGAUGACCUCUGUCGGGAGAGAGACAGGGGGAGUGCGACCCUGUUGGUUCUCCUGGACCUCUCAGCGGCCUUCGAUACCAUCGACCAUGGUAUCCUUCUGGAUAGGUUGUCUGAGCUGGGAGUUGGAGGUACUGCGUUGCAGUGGUUCCGCUCCUACUUGGAUGGCCGAUUCCAGAAGGUGGUGCUGGGGGAUUAUUGCUCUGUGCCGUGGCACCUAAGCCAUGGGGUUCCGCAGGGCUCUAUCUUAUCCCCUAUGCUGUUUAACAUAUACAUGAAGCCGCUGGGGGAGGUUAUCCGGAGAUGUGGACUGAGGUGUCAUCAAUAUGCGGAUGAUACCCAGCUCUACCAUGCUCUGAUAACCUCUCGUUUGGAUUACUGCAAUGCGUUAUACGUGGGGAUGCCUUUGAAAACGGUCCGGAAACUUCAACUGGUGCAAAACAGGGCAGCAAGGUUAUUAACAGGGACUGGCCGGCGAGAUCACAUUACGCCAGUCCUUUUACAACUUCACUGGCUGCCAGUCCAGGUCCGGGCCCGAUUCAAAGUGCUGGUAUUAACAUUUAAAGCCCUAAACGGUUUGGGGCCAGGUUAUCUGAAGGAACGCCUCCUCCCAUAUGUACCUACCCGGACCUUAAGAUCAUCUACAGGGGGCCUUCUCCAUGAGCCCCUGCCAAAGGAAGUGAGGCAGGUGGCUACUAGGAGGAGGGCUUUCUCCGCUGUGGCACCCCGGUUGUGGAACGAGCUCCCCAGAGAGGUCCGCUUGGCGCCUACACUGUACUGCUUUCGUCGCCAGCUGAAGACCUUU